AUGAUGUCUCAAACCCCAACCCUCUUAUCCAUUCUCGCCUUCCUCCCGCUGUCCCUCACAUCCGGCAUCCCAGCCGUCGAGGUCAACUUCUACACCGAUGAAUGCCUAUCCUGGGUCGACACCAGGACGAUGUACUACGACAUCUCCCCGAUGGUGAAUAGUCUCAGAGACCGGACCUGCCAUAACAUCUACGUUCCCCCGGGCUCAACGCAUUUUAAUGUGGCCAGCUGCUUGAUGCAGAACGGAACGCAGUCGUAUAACCCAUUUGAUUGCACGUGUUUCUUCUGGACUUCCUUCAACUGCAGUACCGGUCCGGAAGCUAUUUUGUCAUCGCAUGAGAACGAUUGGCAUUGUCGCGAGGGUGCGUCUAGUUUUGUGAGUUGGCGUUGCGUGGGGUCGGAUACUUCUUGA
Talaromyces amestolkiae is the source of this 411-nucleotide messenger RNA. RefSeq lists its product as uncharacterized. Bases 1 to 411 code for a protein of 136 amino acids. The record is from RefSeq and is a predicted model, not a curated record. The transcript has a single exon. NCBI's taxonomy places the organism in Eukaryota, Fungi, Ascomycota, Eurotiomycetes, Eurotiales, Trichocomaceae.